Messenger RNA from Sinocyclocheilus rhinocerous, 851 nucleotides. RefSeq names its product zona pellucida sperm-binding protein 3-like. NCBI's taxonomy places the organism in Eukaryota, Metazoa, Chordata, Actinopteri, Cypriniformes, Cyprinidae. The coding region runs from base 1 to 831 and encodes 276 amino acids. Gene Ontology annotation, molecular function: acrosin binding. Gene Ontology annotation, biological process: positive regulation of acrosome reaction; binding of sperm to zona pellucida; egg coat formation. The record is from RefSeq and is a predicted model, not a curated record. Gene Ontology annotation, cellular component: extracellular matrix. The transcript has 8 exons.
AUGCGGAAACACAAUGUGAGUAGUAAUGCGUUGCAUCCCACCUGGAUUCCCUAUGUUGCAGCGAAAGCUGGCGAAGAACAGUUACACUUCUCCCUCAAACUCAUGACUGAUGACUGGAGGUAUGAGCGCCCAUCUAACGCUUACUUUCUGGGAGAUUUCAUAAACCUGGAAGCCUCAGUGGUGCGUGCUAAUCACGUUCCUCUGCGGGUGUUCGUGGAAAGCUGCGCAGCUACUUUGGGCCCCAGCGGGGAAGCUGCCACCAUGUACACGUUCAUCGAGAACAGCGGAUGCUUGAUGGAUGCAAAGCUGACAAAUUCCAGGUCCAGGUUCAUGUCCAGGAUACAGGAUGACAAGUUACAAUUUCAGAUUGAGGCGUUCAGAUUUAAGCAAGAUUCCCUUGGAAUGAUCUACGUCACUUGUCAUUUGAAGGCUACUACCACUUCCAGUCCCACUGAUAUGAUGAACAAGGCCUGCUCAUUUGUUAAAGAAACAAACAGCUGGACUGCUGUAAACGGAGAUGAUCAGGUGUGUGGUUGUUGUGAGACAAGCUGCACCAUGAGGAAGGGCAGAAGUCUGGAUACUGAUGAUUCCACAUUGGAAGAUGAGGCUACUAUUGGGCCGAUUUUUGUCCAUGAACGGCUGUCAGUGGAGGAUGAGCCUCUACUGCAAAUUAACAAGUCUUCUCAGGUGUCGUCAAAAGAUGCAGAGUUCUCCAAGGAGUUGGUGCUCAUGACUGGUUUGGUGGUUGCAGUUGGACUUGUGUUUGUCAUUAUCCUUGGAACGUUGUUUUACCAAAGGCGGCAGAGACGGCUUGUGUUAACUUGUGAAUGACGAUAAAAGCUGUUUUAUCU